Molecule: messenger RNA, 2760 nt
Organism: Archocentrus centrarchus (flier cichlid)
Lineage: Eukaryota; Metazoa; Chordata; Actinopteri; Cichliformes; Cichlidae
Gene: srsf4
Product: serine and arginine rich splicing factor 4
Exons: 5
Coding region: 1373-2326 (317 amino acids)
Cellular component (GO): nucleus; cytoplasm
Molecular function (GO): mRNA binding
Source: RefSeq, a predicted model, not a curated record
GUCCAGCUGUGUGUUGCCCAUGUUUCACAUGAAUGUAAUUUAUGAGAGAGCUCAUUUAUUGCAGGAAUUCUUAAAUUUCAUUGGGGCAAAAUGGGUCCUUGGUGGCUAAUGUGCAUUCGGUUUAUGUCACAGUUUCAUGAUGGGAACUGCAGAGAUUGUCUGACCGAUGGUUUAGAUGGUUCUUAGAGCUGGGAGGAGUCUUUGAUGCUGACACGUUUUCUGUUAUUUUACUAUGGUUUACUGUUUCGUCUGAGUUGCAACCCCUGGCGGCAGCACCUUUCUUUCUGUGAUGAAAGAUAUACCGCACUUCUGCUGUACAUUGAUGUCAAAAAUAAACAAUCGUACAUAAGCUAUAACCGCUAAUUGUUGCAUUAUAACAGUCUGAUCCAGCUUUGUGAAUCAGGACUUAACUUGUAUCUGAUCCAGAUGUUCAGUAGGUGCAUGGAGGGGAAUGAUUCCUGCUAAGAAGCUGACCUCAUUUUCUUUCUUUUUGGUCUUUGGGCCACUUUCCUGGUGUUGUUUGAUUAGCGUUCACUGUUCCCACCUCCUAAAACCUUUCAGGUUUCCAGUAUCGUUGUGGCCUACGGGUGGGUCUCAGUUUCUGGAUAGAGCAGUAAUUUGGUUUUGAAUGGCCUUGCUACAGCACAGCUCCUCUCUCUAAAAAGAACAGCGAACAUAAUGUCAUUAAACCUGUGUGCACCAGAGCCACCAAUGACUCCAAAUAUCUUGGGUUUCCAUGUGAUGGAUUUGAAACUAAUAAUACAUGUGAAUAUGUGAUGAUGGGGAAUUGGCUUACUAAUUAAAACAAGCAUAGAUGUAUUGAUUGAACAUUGUAGAAUAACUAUUUGACUGUCAAAUAUCUUGUAAUCUAUUGAUGUCUUAUUCCAUUUUUAUUUCAUUUAAAGUGAUUGUCAAUUUAAAGGUAAAGAUUUAACAAAGAACCUCAAUGUUUUAAUUGAAAGAGUCCUUUGCUGACUGCCUGCCCCUAUUGCUGGCCAUGGUGUCCCCCCUUUCCAAGAGUGUGGUUUGACCAUUCUGGGCCCCUGGGCAGACCAAAAAAGGGAGCCAUUGUGAAUGAAGACCGCUUUUCCCAUUAGGCCCAGGCCGGGUGGUGAGGAUGCCAUGGGGUUAGGAACAGAUGUGGGUUCAGCUCUUAUAGGUGCCUGAAAAAAGAACAUGUUUUAUAACAGUGUAAUGUUUUUAGAUAGGAUAGCUUAGAAACUUUAGUUCACCGUAAGUACUUCCUCCAUCAGUUAUUAAUUUGAUUCUUAUUCCUUUUUCUUUUGUAAGUCUUUUUGCUUUUUCCCUAUUUUGUUUCCUUUUCCCGAGAGAUUAUUGAUACAUUUGAAUAGUGUGUAGCUUGGAGUUUAGUAUGAGUGCACCAUCUCAAUUGCUUUCCAGUCCUCAUUGUUGCUUCUGUUUCCUUGUUACCCUGAAAGGUGGAUAUGGACGCUGGGGAGGAAGAGACAGAUAUGGUCCACCUAUAAGGACUGAUUAUCGGCUUAUUGUUGAGAAUCUUUCCAGUCGCUGUAGCUGGCAGGACUUGAAGGACUACAUGAGGCAGGCGGGGGAGGUGACUUACGCUGACACCCAUAAGGGCCGGAAGAAUGAGGGGGUGAUCGAGUUCAGGCUCUACUCCGACAUGAAGAGAGCUCUGGAGAAGCUUGACGGCACAGAGGUGAACGGCAGAAAGAUCCGGCUCAUCGAGGACCGUCCCGGUGCCCGGCGCCGCCGCUCGUAUUCUCGCAGUCGCAGCCGUUCCAGGUCCCGCUCCAGGAGCCGCAGGUCUCGCAAGAGCCGCAGCCGCAGUGAGAGCAGCAGUCGCAGCCGCUCCCGCUCCAGAGCGGCUUCUCGCUCCCACAGCCGAUCUCGUAGCAAGAAGAAUAAGGGCAAGAGCAAGAAGGAGGAGGAGGAGCGCAGCAGCAGUGCUCAGAAGAACAAGGACCGCAGUCGGAGUCGCAGCCCCAAGAGUAAAAAGAGCAAGAAAGAGGGGAAGAAGAGCAAGAAGGAGGAUUCCAGGUCCCGGUCUCGCUCUGCCUCUCGCUCUAGGUCUCGUUCUGCAUCUGGAGAAAAGGAUCACUCCAGGAAAUCUGUCUCAAAAGGCCGCGAGGAGCCCAAGACCGACGACGAGGGCGGCGAGCCCGAGAGAGGCUCUCGCUCUCGUUCUCAGUCUCCUGAGGAGUCCAAAUCCAGAGCCAGGUCUAAAUCAAAGUCCAAAUCCCGUUCUCCAUCACCUGCCAAGGCCCGCUCCCGUUCCCGAUCCGCCUCCCGAUCAGAGUCCCGCUCUAAAUCCCGCUCCCGUUCUCGUUCCCGUUCUCGCUCCUAGUUCAGAUUUUGGACUGUUUGUCACAAGCCCUGCUCCCAGUGUCUCCCCUCCCCCUUUAUUUACAUUCCCCGUGCCCGACAACACUAUCCUGUUUUUUGAUAAGUAGCUGUAGAAUACCAGGCGCUCAUGCUCGAUGUCUCAUGCACAUGCUACUCCAUUUCAUUUGACUUUUCCAACAUACUUUUUCAUUAGAGGUGUUUGUAAAAUAACAACAGGGUGCAAUCUCAGUUUUAUAAGUUUAAACGAAGGUAUGGUGUUUGUCUUAGCCUUUUUUAAUCAAAUGUAGACGCAUACUGUUUUUGUCGAAAUGCUGGGUGGGAACACCUCCCCCACUUGUGUGAAAUCCUUGUAAUCUUUGUUUCACAUUAAAAAAAAAAAUGCCUGAACUUUCUGUUGGACUCAUGUUUAUGUUGGUAAUAAAGUCACUGACUGCA